Scatophagus argus is the source of this 1745-nucleotide messenger RNA. RefSeq names its product RAB38b, member of RAS oncogene family (gene rab38b). The transcript is spliced from 3 exons. The record is from RefSeq and is a predicted model, not a curated record. Gene Ontology annotation, biological process: endosome to lysosome transport; phagosome-lysosome fusion. Gene Ontology annotation, cellular component: phagocytic vesicle; Golgi apparatus; lysosome. Gene Ontology annotation, molecular function: GTPase activity; GTP binding. Lineage: Eukaryota; Metazoa; Chordata; Actinopteri; Scatophagidae. Bases 245 to 901 code for a protein of 218 amino acids.
GCCCUCUAACAGGAACUACAGUGCAGCGCCCUCAGUAAGCCGUGCGCACUGCGCGUCUCCCCGUGGUGACAAUGAGGCUAAGUCACAAGUUCAGCUCAGCCCCUGAGCAGAUCGCGCACGUCCCCAGAGGGAGGGCGGUUCCUAAACUCCACACGAAGAGGGAGACACGCGGGACCACAGGGGAAGAGGCGUCACACUCUCAGUCAACACCGAGUCAAAGUUGCUGAAACAUCCUACAGGUGGAAUGACAAAUCACGUAUCACAAACCAACGGCAUGCAGGGCCUCCGGAAGGAGCACCUGUAUAAGGUGCUGGUUAUCGGUGACCUCGGGGUCGGGAAGACUUCCAUCAUCAGGCGUUACGUCCACCAGACGUACUCCACGAACUACCGGGCCACCAUCGGUGUGGACUUCGCCCUGAAGGUGUUGAACUGGGACUCCGAGACUGUCCGGCUUCAGCUGUGGGACAUAGCAGGUCAGGAACGUUUUGGAAAUAUGACUCGAGUUUACUACCGUGAAGCCAUGGGAGCCUUCAUAGUGUUCGAUGUGACACGACACACGACCUUUGAGGCCGUCAUUAAGUGGAAAGAGGACCUGGACUCCAAACUAAUGCAGGCUGAUGGACAGAGCAUUGCCACUGUGCUGCUGGCUAACAAGUGUGACCAAGGCAGGGAGCUGACCAACAACGGCAUCAAAAUGGACCAGUUCUGCAAGGACCAUGGCUUUGUCGGGUGGUUUGAGACCUCGGCUAAGGACAAUCUCAACAUCGCCGAAGCUGCAAACUUCCUGGUCAAGCACAUCAUGGCCACAGAGAACAACAUCCUGAAAAGCGUGGUACCAGACACCAUCUCACCGCAACUCGACCCCAAUAGGCCCAUGAGCUGUUCCGGCUGCUUCAAAUAAUCAAAGGAGGGAGUGAUGGUGGGACCAGACAGAAUGUAUACACAGCAGGACAAAGAGGGACAGGGACACCUCACGGCUGUCCAGGCCUUACCUGCAGUACAGUUUGGCUUCUUUGUUCCAAACCAGUUUUUUAGUUCACUGCAUGUUUGCGUUCUCAGUACCUAGUUACAAGCGAACCCGAGCUUGCAAACUAAAAUCACGUGGAUUCAGAAGUUGCACAUUUAUUUAACAGAGUUUUGGCAACUUGUCACACUGUGAGUUUAAAAAUCUUGGCAGACAAAGUGUAACACCUUUGUCUAUGCUUCUUGGUAUAAAUAUUUUAAGUAUCAAACCAUGUCUUUCAGGGCUGUUCUUUUUAAUUGGUCAAGAUUAAAUUCUCUUCUGAUAACAGUUAGACCUGGCGCCUGCCUGACCAGACUGAACAAAAGGACUGAAUGCCCCCAGCAUGCUUGAUGCAACACAGCCAAAGGUGUGCUGUUUUGACAAAAUGAAAACGGGGUCUUGUUCAUUUGUUUUUCACUGUUUGUUUUUUUUACAAUUAUGAUUGUGUUACUGUUGCUUCAUCUAUGUACCUUCACCUCCACACACACCUGGUGGAAAAAAGUCUGUGAGUGACAUGCAGUCUUCCUCUACUGUUAGUUUGCAAGAGCCACAGAAAGCAGUAUUGACCACAUUCAAUGGAUCCCAGACUUGCUAUUGUGUAAUUAUGUGAAUUUUGGUCAUGCAUUACUUUUUUUAUUAUGAUUUUAAUUUAUUUGCCAUAUGCUUUUAUGUGUGUAAUGUAUUAUUUUAUUCUCCUUUGAACCUUUCCGACAACUGAAUAUAAACCUUUUACAAAACAACA